This is a messenger RNA of Homo sapiens (human), 1775 nucleotides long. RefSeq names its product oligodendrocyte myelin glycoprotein (gene OMG). The transcript is spliced from 2 exons. Lineage: Eukaryota; Metazoa; Chordata; Mammalia; Primates; Hominidae. The record is from RefSeq and is marked validated. The coding region runs from base 91 to 1413 and encodes 440 amino acids. Gene Ontology annotation, cellular component: plasma membrane.
AGAAACAGUUCCGACUCUACAGAACAAGACGACCUUUAAGUUUCCCAGAGAAAAUGAGAUGCUGAUGUUGAAGACGACACCACGGCUUUGAUGGAAUAUCAGAUAUUGAAAAUGUCUCUCUGCCUGUUCAUCCUUCUGUUUCUCACACCUGGUAUUUUAUGCAUUUGUCCUCUCCAAUGUAUAUGCACAGAGAGGCACAGGCAUGUGGACUGUUCAGGCAGAAACUUGUCUACAUUACCAUCUGGACUGCAAGAGAAUAUUAUACAUUUAAACCUGUCUUAUAACCACUUUACUGAUCUGCAUAACCAGUUAACCCAAUAUACCAAUCUGAGGACCCUGGACAUUUCAAACAACAGGCUUGAAAGCCUGCCUGCUCACUUACCUCGGUCUCUGUGGAACAUGUCUGCUGCUAACAACAACAUUAAACUUCUUGACAAAUCUGAUACUGCUUAUCAGUGGAAUCUUAAAUAUCUGGAUGUUUCUAAGAACAUGCUGGAAAAGGUUGUCCUCAUUAAAAAUACACUAAGAAGUCUCGAGGUUCUCAACCUCAGUAGUAACAAACUUUGGACAGUUCCAACCAACAUGCCCUCCAAACUACAUAUCGUGGACCUGUCUAAUAAUUCUUUGACACAAAUUCUUCCAGGUACAUUAAUAAACCUGACAAAUCUCACACAUCUUUACCUGCACAACAAUAAGUUCACAUUCAUUCCAGACCAAUCUUUUGACCAACUCUUUCAGUUGCAAGAGAUAACCCUUUACAAUAACAGGUGGUCAUGUGACCACAAACAAAACAUUACUUACUUACUGAAGUGGAUGAUGGAAACAAAAGCCCAUGUGAUAGGGACUCCAUGUUCUACCCAAAUAUCAUCUUUAAAGGAACAUAACAUGUAUCCCACACCUUCUGGAUUUACCUCAAGCUUAUUCACUGUAAGUGGGAUGCAGACAGUGGACACCAUUAACUCUCUGAGUGUGGUAACUCAACCCAAAGUGACCAAAAUACCCAAACAAUAUCGAACAAAGGAAACAACGUUUGGUGCCACUCUAAGCAAAGACACCACCUUUACUAGCACUGAUAAGGCUUUUGUGCCCUAUCCAGAAGAUACAUCCACAGAGACUAUCAAUUCACAUGAAGCAGCAGCUGCAACUCUAACUAUUCAUCUCCAAGAUGGAAUGGUCACAAACACAAGCCUCACUAGCUCAACAAAAUCAUCCCCAACACCCAUGACCCUAAGUAUCACUAGUGGCAUGCCAAAUAAUUUCUCUGAAAUGCCUCAACAAAGCACAACCCUUAACUUAUGGAGGGAAGAGACAACCACAAAUGUAAAGACUCCAUUACCUUCUGUGGCAAAUGCUUGGAAAGUAAAUGCUUCAUUUCUCUUAUUGCUCAAUGUUGUGGUCAUGCUGGCUGUCUGAGGGUCUGCAUUUUCUGAAACUAAUGAAAGCACUCCUCCCUGAUGUACAGUUGGGAAAAUAUGUCCAUAUCUAACCAGUGAUUCGAGCUAUAUUUAAGUAUUCAAGAAAGCCAGUCUUAACAUUUCUAACUCUGAUGUAAAUGAAGUAACUUGUCUUAAAUAAAAGAAAUGCACAAUGUCUUGGUACUUGCUGCUAUUUUACUGUCUUAAUUAAGUAAACUAAUGAGUUUCUUUUAUAAAAAAAAUGAAAUGUUUUAAGGCUUCAAUUUAUUGCACAAAAUAUAAAGCAUCUAAACUUUAAUAUGUAUUUUAUGUAUGUUUACACUGUCAAACAUCUGGAAAAUAAAAGGUCUAUGCUCAUAA